AUGGGAGAUUUUUUAAAGGGACUAUUACUAUCGGUCCUAUCCGAAAAAUGUUAUAGCGAAUAUUUUGUGAAGUAUAACUUUUUGGAUGAACCAUGUUUUAAAAGUACCCUGAGCAAGGGUCUUGGGAUUGGUAUCAUUGCUGGAUCGAUUUUGGUGAAAGUUCCCCAAAUUCUCAAAAUCCUUGGCAGCAAGAGCGCUAAGGGGAUCAACAUUUAUGGAGUGUAUUUGGAACUUUUUGCUAUAACUGCGAAUUUCACUUACAGCUAUGUUAUGAAAUUUCCAUUCAGUGCAUGGGGCGAAGGAACAUUUCUAGCUCUCCAAACAGCAAUUAUUGCAGCACUGGUAUUGCAUUAUGGAGGGUCUCCAAUGCAAGCUGGAAUAUUCCUCUCUGCAUACCCCGCUUUAGUUUCAACACUGGUUAGUGGGUUCACCCCAGUCAAUGUCUUGUGGAAUAUGCAAGCAGUUAAUGUUCCUAUUAUAGUGGUAGCAAAGGCAAUUCAAGUGAUAACCAACUACAGGAACGGUAGUACCGGACAGUUAUCUGCUGUAACUUGUUUCCUGCUAUUUGCUGGCAGUGUUGCAAGAAUAUUCACCUCCAUUCAGGAAACAGGGGACCAAAUCAUCAUAUUAACAUAUUGUGUGUCGACUGUGGCUAAUGGGGCAUUAGUAUUCCAACUAUUUUGGUAUUGGAAUGCUGAUAAAUCAACAUCUUCUAAGAAUAAGAACAAAAAGAAGAAACGCACAUAA
Messenger RNA from Leptosia nina, 747 nucleotides. Lineage: Eukaryota; Metazoa; Arthropoda; Insecta; Lepidoptera; Pieridae. The record is from the annotation of a GenBank genome assembly.